Molecule: messenger RNA, 6657 nt
Organism: Salvelinus fontinalis (brook trout)
Lineage: Eukaryota; Metazoa; Chordata; Actinopteri; Salmoniformes; Salmonidae
Gene: mov10a
Product: Mov10 RISC complex RNA helicase a
Exons: 21
Coding region: 209-3241 (1010 amino acids)
Molecular function (GO): 5'-3' RNA helicase activity; RNA binding
Source: RefSeq, a predicted model, not a curated record
ACUUUUCGUUCCUGCGCUCAGUAAGCACUUUGCAGAUAUGUCCCUGAAAUGCUGGAACAGUAUUUACCGAAUGCACACGUGAACACACGGCGCCGAAAAGCGAAUAGGGGGUUGCCAUUUUGACCAUAGCCAAUACCUUUUAAUUUGUUUCCACUGUCUGCAAUACAAUCAUUAAUCAAAACACUAUCAAUCGUUGUUACGACGCAACAUGCCGUCGCUCAUGGACUCGCUCGAAUCCGGAUUGGACUUCAUAGAAUUCCUCGGAGAGAGGAAAUCGACUAUGUCGGAUAGAAAAGAACUUCGUGACAUUUACAACUUAGAAUUCAAAUGCAGGGAAGGAUCGAAAGACCCCCAAUUUUCCAACGUUCUAUAUGCCCUGCUGAAAUUCAACAAAGUCCGCAUACGACAGGGGAAAUUAUACUUUAAUGUCAAACCCCAGGUCCGAGUGUACUACUGUGACCAGUGGAGGAGACCUUCAGUACGUCAACAACAGGACAAUAUCACACCUCAGCAAAAUGGAGGAGCCCCAGAGCCUUUCUCUCCUCUCCUCCCAUCCUCUUCCGCUACCCAUGUCGACACUGUGUUGACACCCAAGAAGAGGCUUGCUAAAGAAAUCCUCCAAAGCCUAAAGGUGAACAGGGCAGAGUUGACCUCUGACAAGGGCGGCAUUGAGAUCACUUCAGAUCCUGAGAUGACCAAUGGUAAGGUCACGUUCAGCGUGGAGCGCCUGCAGGAAAUGUUUGUAGUCAAGUUCUACAUUUCUAACAACAGAGCGAGCUUUGUGUAUUUCACCUAUUACACAGCUCUGCACAGGAUCCGCUGUUUUACACUGAUGGACGAGAGGAGAGUGACUCGGGCCUGUCCGCUCUUCCUAUGUCCAGGGGAAAGCUAUGAUGUUGAGGUUCACUAUUGGCUGCAUCAUUAUGGCCAUUUCCCUGCCACCAUGUACUUUGAGUUUUGCACAGAGUCAGACCCUCCAGGCUCCUCUAAGCCCUUCUGCAUAGUGAGGGAGAUGGAGGCAUCAGCCAGGACUCACUUAGCUGUGGAGCUGGGGCCUUUCGCUCCCUUCAAGCCUUUCGCUCCCUUCAAUCAAGUGGCGCCAUACAAGCCUGUGGACACGGUGAUAGUUGAGGGAGAGCCCCCUGAAAGAUCUGUUGUCCAGCCUCUGAAAAUGCUAGUGAAACUCAGAGACUAUAAGUAUCCCUUUUAUCUGAAGGACCUGGCUAAACAGAGACUGGAGGACUCUGAGUACCUCUCACCUACAGCCAGACAGAAGCUCUCAUCAGUGAGAAACCUCCUUAAAUGCCCCCUGAAGAUGAGGAACUACCACCAUCGCUUCCACCUCCUGCUGCACCUGGAGGAGAUCCAGAUGGAGGUGGACAUCAAGAAAUACGACCUCCAUAACCAAACCAUGACUCAGGACAGGGACAAUAGAAGACUCCUGGUUCUACAAGUCCCGGGUGUGGCAGAGAAUAGGCCGUCUGUCCUAAGGGGAGACUGCCUGAAGGUGGCCAAGUCUGAGGACAAGGUCCAACCCAUCACAGUGUAUACAGGCUACGUUCACAGAGUGGAGCUAGAAAGAGUCAAGCUGGGCUUUUCAAAGAGGCUAGUGCAGAGCUUCAUCAGUAACACGAGGUUUGACGUGGAGUUCACCAUCAACCGUUUCCCCCUGAAGCUUCAGCACCGGGCGGUGGACCUGGCAGAGAAGCACCGGAUGGACGAGGUGCUCUUCCCAUCGGGCUCUGGAGUCCGGACUACCCCCAUGCCCAAACUCAGCAUGUUUAAUCGUCAGCUGGAGAACAACCCGGAACAACAUGCAGCCAUCCAGCGCAUCGUAUCUGGGGCCUCCAAGCCUGCUCCUUACCUGGUGUUUGGCCCUCCAGGGACCGGCAAGACUAUCACUCUAGUUGAAGCCAUGAACCAGCUGAACAUAGUGGAUCCUCUGUGCCACAUCCUGGCAUGUGCCCCAUCUAACAGUGCAUCAGACCUGUUGUGUGAGAGGCUGCUGGGUCACAUGGACCCUCACUGUGUCUACCGUCUCUACGCCAGCAGCAGACCCCUCAGCACUGUGCCCCAAAACCUCCUGAAACAUUGUAACUGGGACGCGAGCCAGGACAGCUUUGUGUUUCCCACAAAGGAGGUUUUGAUGGGCUACAAGGUCAUCAUCACCACACUGGUGACAGCAGGACGGCUUGUGUCCGGCGGCAUCCCAGUCGGUCACUUCACCCAUGUGUUCAUAGAUGAGUCGGGUCAAGCAGUGGAGCCAGAGAGUAUCAUUGGGAUCGCAGGCCUGCUCCAUCCAGAGGAGGGCCAGCUGGUAUUGGCUGGAGACCCUCAGCAGCUAGGACCCAUCUUACGAUCCCCCCUGGCCCUGCAGUAUGGAAUGGGGAUUUCUUUGCUAGAGAGACUGAUGAAAGACAACCCACUGUAUCAGAAGGAUGGAGAUUUUGGACACUUUGAUAGUCGCUUUGUGACCAAGCUCCUUCGCAACUACAGGUCCCACCCUGCUAUUCUGAAGAUUCCCAAUGAGCUCUUCUAUGAGAAGGAGCUGCAAGUGUUUGCAGACCAGUGGGAUCGUGAAAACUACUGCAACUGGGAGCAUCUGCCCAAGGAGGGGUUCCCAGUGAUAUUCCAUGGAGUGUUGGGAAAGGAUGAGAGAGAAGGCAACAGUCCGUCCUUCUUCAACGUGUCAGAGAUUGAGGUCCUGGUGGACUACCUCACCAAGUUGAUGAAGACCCAGGGCAAGAAGGGCCUGCCCAAACUAUCCCCUAAAGACAUUGGCAUCAUCGCUCCCUAUAGGAAACAGGUUGAGAAAAUCCAAAAAGCUCUGAAUUUUGUCAAAGAGUUGAGUCAAUGGAAGGACAUCAAGCAGCUCAAGGUGGGUUCAGUGGAGGAGUUCCAGGGACAGGAGAGAAAGAUCAUCAUGGUCUCUACCGUCCGCAGUAGCAUCAACUACGUUAAGAUGGACCAAGACUUUAACCUAGGCUUCCUCACUAACGAGAAGAGGUUCAAUGUGGCCAUGACCAGAGCCAAGGCCCUGCUGAUAGUGGUGGGAAACCCUGUUAUCCUCAACAAGGACCCAACUUGGGAGCGGUUUAUCAGCUAUUGUGUGGAGGAGGAGGGGUACACUGGCUUCGACUUCACUGACGCUGAAGGAGAAGAAGAUGUAGUAACACGACUGGCUUCCCUUAAAAUCACGGUGGAGUGUUCCACAGGUCUGGCAAAGGAGAGUGACCUCUAGCAGUAUGUCCAUCCAGAGUGGAGGACUGAGCAGUAGCCUUCUGGACACCAGCAAAGCUGUGCAGGAGCUAGGGCUGUGGCGGUCAUGACAUUUUGUCAGCCGGUCUCAUGGUAAUUGACAGUUAAUCAACAUAAACAUGUUUAGCAUCUCCAGGCCUCCACUCAUACAAGCCGCUGAUGCACGCCUUUGGAACAUCUACAUUUAAAAAAAAAAAAGUAAAUAAAUCUAUUUUAAUAUACGGCCAGCUCUAGGAAGUGUCUUGGUGGUUCCAAACUUCUUCCAUUUAAGAAUGAUGGAGGCCACUGUGUUCUUGGGGACCGUCAAUGCUGCAGACAUUUUUUGGUACCUUUCCCCAGAUCUGUGCCACAAUCCUGUCUCGGAGCUCUAGUUGUAGAAACAUCUUAAGGAUGAUCAAUGGAAACAGGAUGCACCUGAGCUCAGUUUCGAGUCUCAUAGCAAAGGGUCUAAAUACUUAUGUACAGUGGGGCAAUAAGUAUUUAGUCUGCCACCAAUUGUGCAAGUUCUCCCACUUAAAAAGAUGAGAGAGGCCUGUAAUUUUCAUCAUAGGUACACUUCAACUAUGACAGACAAAAUGAGGGGGGAAAAAAUCCAGAAAAAUCAUAUUGUAGGAUUUUUAAUGAAUUUAUUUGCAAAUUAUGGUGGGAAAUAAGUAUUUGGUCACCUACAAACAAGCAAGAUUUCGGGCUCUCACAGACCUUCUUUAAGAGGCUCCUCUGUCCUCCACUCGUUACCUGUAUUAAUGGCACCUGUUUGAACUUGUUAUCAGUAUAAAAGACACCUGUCCACAACCUCAAACAGUCGCACUCCAAACUCCACUAUGGCCAAGACCAAAGAGCUGUCAAAGGACACCAGAAACAACAUUGUAGACCUGCACCAGGCUGGGAAGACUGAAUCUGCAAUAGGUAAGCAGCUUGGUUUGAAGAAAUCAACUGUGGGAGCAAUUAUUAGGAAAUGGAAGACAUACAAGACCACUGAUAAUCUCCCUCGAUCUGGGGCUCCAUGCAAGAUCUCACCCCGUGGGGUCAAAAGGAUCACAAGAACGUGAGCAAAAAUCUCAGAACCACAUGGGGGGACCUAGUGAAUGACCUGCAGAGAGCUGGGACCAAAGUAACAAAGCCUACCAUCAGUAACACACUACGCCGCCAGGGACUCAAAUCCUGCAGUGCCAGACGUGUUCCCCUGCUUAAGCCAGUACAUGUCCAGGCCCAUCUGAAGUUUGCUAGAGAGCAUUUGGAUGAUCCAGAAGAAGAUUGGGAGAAUGUCAUAUGGUCAGAUGAAACCAAAAUGUAACUUUUUGGUAAAAACUCAACUCGUCGUGUUUGGAGGACAAAGAAUGCCGAGUUGCAUCCAAAGAACACCAUACCUACUGUGAAGCAUGGGGGUGGAAACAUCAUGCUUUGGGGCUGUUUUUCUGCAAAGGGACCAGGACGACUGAUCCGUGUAAAGGACAGAAUGAAUGGGGCCAUGUAUCGUGAGAUUUUGAGUGGAAACCUCCUUCCAUCAGCAAGGGCAUUGAAGAUGAAACGUGGCUGGGUCUUUCAGCAUGACAAUGAUCCCAAACACACCUCCCGGGCAACGAAGGAGUGGCUUCGUAAGAAGCAUUUCAAGGUCCUGGAGUGGCCUAGCCAGUCUCCAGAUCUCAACCCCAUAGAAAAUCUUUGGAGGGAGUUGAAAGUCCGUGUUGCCCAGCAACAGCCCCAACAUCACUGCUCGAGGGGAGAUCUGCAUGGAGGAAUGGGCCAAAAUACCAGCAACAGUGUGUGAAAACCUUGUGAAGACUUACAGAAAACGUUUGACCUCUGUCAUUGCCAACAAAGGGUAUAUAACAAAGUAUUGAGAUAAACUUUUGUUAUCGACCAAAUACUUAUUUUCCACCAUAAUUUGCAAAUAAAUUCAUAAAAAAUCCUACAAUGUGAUUUUCUGGAUUUUUUUUUCUCAUUUUGUCAUUCGUAGUUGAAGUGUACCUAUGAUGAAAAUUACAGGCCUCUCAUCUUUUUAAGUGGGAGAACUUGCACACUUGGUGGCUGACUAAAUACUUUUUUAUCCCACUGUAAAUAUGUUGUUUCUGCUUCUCUUUUUUUUAUACAUUUGCUAAAAUUUCUAAAAACCUGUUUUUGCAUUAUCAUUAUGGGGUAUUGUGUGUACAUUGUUUAGGAAAAAUAUUAAUUUAAUCAAUUUUAGAUUAAGGCUAUAACUUAACAAAUGUGGAAAAAGUCAAGGGGUCUCAAUACUUUCCGAAUGCACUGUGUGCUAGAUUUAGAGUUAUUUGGCAACUUUAAUUGUAAAUGAUACAAACCUUAGAAUGUCUUAGGAAUCAAAACAUAUCAUGAUGUGACUAUUGAUGAUUUGAAAAAGUCACACAAAAAACUUGCUCUCUAUUCCUUGCCUCUCAUCAAGUGAUUAUAUUUUCAAUAUUCACAAUUUAAUGUUGUCUUUACUAAUAUGUAGCAUUUGUUUUGAUUUAGAAUGGCCAUUUAACAAAUGGGGAGGAACAGGGGCAGGGGAAAAAAUACAUGUUAUCAGUAUGCACUCGAAUAGCAAAUGGAGGCCGCUUUCCCACUAGUUCGUUUUUCAAUCAUGCUGGUAGGCUACUUCACAUCAACCACUGUGAGGAUGAUGCAGCUUCUUGCUAAACGAUAGGUUAAUAUAUAAUACUGUUUUGAUGUGAUUUUUGAACACAUUUGCAUUGAUGUCAGAGUGGUUAGAGGGACAAUAGAGCCCUGAGUACCAGGCCAUUAGUGACCUGAUGGUUGUGAGCGAGUUGGGUACUACUAAUGCAUGUCCAGAGUGCAUAAAAGGAGAUUACUGUGACUCAACGGUCACAUGAAAUUCUACUGCGGUCAUGACUCAUGACUGCCAGUGGCGGUAAUAUGGUCACCGCAACAGCCCUUGGGAGCUACAAAAUUAUACCGGAGGUACUGUACGUCUCAAACUGACAUUCCAGACAUAUUUUUGCUGCCUUUUGUGAACUUGAUAUCAACAGCUAUAUUUUGGAAAGGUUUGGAAAGUUAUGUCUCGAUGAUUGAAAUCCUUGCUCAGCAGAAACUGGAUGAAAUCUUCAGCCUGACAAGUUCACUGUUUUGUAAUAGGAAAUGUCCCAAUGGAACCAAACACAUUCCUACUACUUUAAAGGCAGUAUCUCCUCAGAGCAUAUGAUGGGAGUGCAUUUAAUAUUCAAAAUACAUAUAUUUUCUGCUUGUGGUAAUGUAUUUUUAUACCUCCAUUGUAUUUUCAGUAUGCCGACAAUUGAACCACUACAUUUUAGAUACAGUAGUAUGAUCACUAUUGGAUCAGUGUCACCUGGUCUAACAUUCAUGUUUCAGUCGCUCAGGAAUCUGUAACCAUGUACUGUAAGUUCAUGUCUCACUACUACAUCCCUAACUGAAGCAGGGGCU